Striga hermonthica is the source of this 621-nucleotide messenger RNA. The record is from the annotation of a GenBank genome assembly. NCBI's taxonomy places the organism in Eukaryota, Viridiplantae, Streptophyta, Magnoliopsida, Lamiales, Orobanchaceae.
AUGAUAUCCACCAUACUCUCCCAAUCCGAACAGGAUAAGCUCAUCAGGAAGCUCGGAAUCUUCAAGAUCCAAGGCCGGGACAAGCGCGGCCGCCCCAUCCUCCGCAUCAUCGGAAAAUACUUUCCCGCGAGGCUCGUCAGCGUGGACGCCCUGAAGAAGUACCUGGAGGCCGAGAUUUUUCCGGGAUUGGAGGGCCGGCGGUUCUCGGUGGUUUACGUCAACACGGAGGUGAACCGGGCCGAAAACUUCGCCGGAAUAUCGGCCCUGAGGUCCAUAUACGACGCCGUCCCGGUCAAGGUCUGGGAGAAUCUGGACACGUUUUACUUCCUCCACCCGGGCCUCCAGUCCCGACUCUUCCUCGCCACCCUCGGCCGCGUGCUGUUCGCCUCCGGCGGCGGGUUGUACGGGAAGGUGAAGUACGUUAACAGGGUGGAGUUUUUGUGGGAUUAUGUGAGGAGGAUAGGGUUUGAGAUGCCGGAGUUCGUGAGCGAGUUUGACGAGGAGAUGGAGAGCCGGGGGACGCUCGAUUACGGGCUUGAGAGCGAUCAUCCGGGCUUGGAAAGGGCCUGUUCGGGCCUCGAUUCCGCGGUUUCCACUUACUCCAUGAGGUGUAUUGCUUAG